AACCUCCUCCUCCUCGCGCUCGCGUCGGCCUCCGCGGCGGCCCACGCCGACGCCGUCUUCGCCCGCCUCCCGGGGGCCGCCUCCGGCCACGCCUUCCCCUGGAACACCCUCAUCCGCCUCCACGCCCCCGCGAGCCCCCGCAGGGCCCUCGCCUACUUCGCGCGCAUGCGCCGUGGCGCGGUGGACCCCGACGCCUACACCUUCCCCGCCGUGCUCAAGGCGUGCGGCUGCGCGCCCGGCUGCAGGGUCGGGCUUCUGGUGCACGCCGAGGCCGUGAGGAGGGGUCUGGAUCGCGACCUGUUCACGCGGAACGCGCUCGUCAGCUUCUACUGCAGGACCGGGGACUGCCGCUCCGGGCGGAGGGUGUUCGACGACGGCGCGCGGGACCUCGUUUCGUGGAACUCCAUGGUGGCGGGGUACGUCGGAUGCGGCGAGGUGGAGCUGGCGCAGGAGCUGUUCGACGAAAUGCCGCAUCGGGACGCCUUCUCCUGGGCCGCCAUGAUUGAUGCCUACGGGAAGCGGUCUGGAGGUGUGGACCGUGCGCGUGAGUUGUUUGAUCAAAUGCCUGAGAGGGAUCUGGUGUGCUGGAACUCGAUGAUCGAUGGCUAUGCUAGGCAGGGGAGGAUGGACGAGGCGAGGAUGCUAUUCGAUGAGAUGCCUGAGAGGAAUGUGAUCUCGUGGAGUAUUGUUGUUGACGGGUAUGUCAGGUGUGGGGAGCCUUCAGAGGCUUUGGAACUUUUUCGAAGGAUGCUGAGGUGCGGUAUCAGACCUGAUAGGGUUGCUGCAGUUGGGGCUGUCACAGCCUGCGCACAGCUGGGAGCUCUGGAGCAAGGCAGGUGGCUGCACUCUUACUUGGAGAAGAAGAAGAUUUUAUUCGAUAUUGUGGUGAAGACAGCUCUGAUAGAUAUGUACAUGAAAUGUGGGCGCUUGGAUCUCGCCAUGUUGAUCUUUGAAAGCACGCCUGACAAGACCGUGGUUACUUGGAAUGUGAUGAUUGUUGGACUUGGAACUCAUAGCUGCGGACUUGAUGCUGUCAAGCUUUUCUGCCAAAUGGAGUCUGAAGGAGCACCAAUGGAUGAUCUUAGUGUGCUUGCCGUGCUGACUGCAUGCACACAUGCUGGGUUGAUCUCAGAGGGUUUACAGAUAUUUCAUAGAAUGAAGAAGGAUUUUGGGAUAGAUCCCAAGGUUGAACAUUAUGGUGCAUUGGUUGAUCUCCUUGGCCGUGCUGGACAUUUGGAUCAGGCUAGGCAUGCCAUAGAGACAAUGCCCAUGGAACCAACUCCAGAAUUAUGGGGAUCUCUGCUUGCUGCCUGCCGAAGUCAUAGGUGCGUCGAAUUGGCUGAGCUGUCGGUUGAACGCCUAGCAAGUCUUGGAGCUGACGACUCUGGAGUCUAUGUUCUUCUGUCCAAUAUCUAUGCGGAUGAAGGAAUGUGGGAUGGUGUCUCGAGGAUUAGGAGACUGAUGAGUGCUGAAGGGAUGAAGAAGGACAUUGGAAGGAGUGUGAUUGAGGCAGAUGGGCAAAUACACGAGUUUGUGAAUGGCGGCAGUUCACAUCCUGAUAAGGAUGAAAUUUACAUGAUGCUGUGGAAUUUAUCUAACAUGGUAGCAUCUGCUUGAUUGCUCUGUUGCACCGAAAUUGUGUUGAAUCCCUUGGUGUGAUGCCUGUUAGUUGAUUGAACAUUCUCGGCAUGAAAUGCUACAUGCUGGAUGAAGCUCUUGAAAACUCAUUGUCCCAGGGCUUCUUUCUGAAGCUGCUUGUCAUGACAAAUAUUUGCAAAUGAAAACAAAGUGUUUGGUUGGAGCUGUGGCUUAUUUCCCAGAGGACUUUGGAGAUAUUAACAUGAUCGAAAAUUGCACCUGGUAGUUAAUUACGCUAUUGGAAGAGCUACCUCCCAAGUUCUAUUGAUGAUAUAGCAGCCAAAUGGGUGCUUAGUUACUUGCACACUGGUCCAUGCCUUUCUUUGUAUUCAUUUUACUGGACUUAGUUGCAGACUGACUAAAAGGUUCCGAAACGCAGAGAUCUUGAGAUCCAUGGGGUGGUGGUCCAUUUUGCUUUCCUUGACUUACUUGCACGGAGCCAGUUUUAAUGGGUAAGAAACAGUUCGGGGCUACCAGUUGAUGAUCAUGGAGUUUUAAUAACGAUUUCGGGCUUGACCACAAGUUUGAUCUUAAUAAAAAGACUUUGAACCUCUGUUGAGUUGGUCUUUAACAUCCUCAGAAUGAAGAAAAGUGAAACUCAGGUUGAAGGCUGGCGUCAUCGAGAUAGUAUGCAGCAAGUCCAAUUGUCAAUGUCGCCAGCUAUUUCUGUCUACUCUCUACAUUAUUAUUUUAUGUUUGAAUGAAAAUAGAUGGAAAUUAAUCGUGUGAAAUAUAGUAGGAAUGACCAUCUAAGCAUAGAAGUGCAAAGAACAACCGUGUUCUCUUUAUGAAUUCUUUGGCUUCAUGUCGAAUUCAUUGUUUUCCACAUUACAAAGCUGUUCUGAAUAUCCAGUUUCCUGACCAGAGAUUCUCUUGGAUGGCCAUAGGCAAAUUUCAUAACCUUAGUGAUGUCAAAAUUGGCUGGCCAUUUUUUUUUGAAUGCUGCCGAUCUAGAAGCAUGCUUUAGCAUAAAUUAGAAUAUAAAUAUAUAAUACCUGUAACUAUGAUGAGUACUAUAGAGACAGGAAAGAGCUGCAGCCUUCAGGCCUUGAUUCGAAGGAGCUGCAACCCAUGUGUCAUCUAUGUUGGGUCGAAAGCAUGCAUCUCGUGUUAUACAAAACAAAACAGCUCGAGAUGGAUCCUACUGCUUACUUCCAUGUGAAUAUUUUUGCAGGACCACUUCAUAGGAGACCUCUUCUUGUUUUCUUAAGAAAAAUGCUGACCUGCUUCUACCGCUAGAGAGUAGCACUAGGGCCACUGCGCGGCAGCUUUUUAUUCCUCUCACCAUACAAACCCUCUUCUGUAAUGUCACUCUCAGGAUACAACUGGAUUGAUCUUCUUUUUUCUCAUUGUCUUUUUAGGAGAUCUACAUGCUGGUCCUGAAGCCAUUUGAAGCUACAGUAGGAGCAAAUGUACAGGUGGUUGUUUUGUUACAUGGAAAGAGGGAUGGCACAAAACCCACGAGAGCUGAAGAUGCCCAGGGUAGAGAAGAUACUGUCAACUUCUGGUGGAACAUACGAACGUUUACAGCAUUUAUACACUGCACAGUUGGAGACCGUGUAGAAGAUCCAGUCUGAAGUUCUAAGCCUAUUCAAGCAGAAGACCACAUCGAGGAGUAAGGAGGCAAGUUGGCUACUGUAUCCUCUUCCUAUCAGUCCGCUUACCAAAAACUCCAUGGGCAGAGGCAGGCCAUGGAGGGAAGGGAAGAUGGGCCAAUUAUUUGCGCCAAUCAUAUGCAACAUCGAAACGGCGGACACAGUGCGCAAAAUCUAUGUGGGAAUAGUAGUAAACCUAAUAAUCAGCGGAAGAACAUGCUUCAAGGAAAACCCUGAGGGAGAAGAGGAAACUUAUGUUCAGUUAAAGGACAUGCUUCAAGGAACUAACUACCUAGGAUGCCUGGGGUAGUGAUGACGGUGAAAGCCAAGGGGAAGCACAGAUUUAUGGCGUAUCAUCUCUGAACAUGCAGAGGUGUAUGUCUGUAUGCCAGAGGACCGAGAGGAGGGUGUGGGAACUGGAAAAGCAGCUCGGGUGAAGAUGCUUGGAUUCUGCAUUUCGGAGAGAGCAGCGUGGCGGAGGUGCUUGGAUUUCUGCGUUUCUCCCAGCCUAGCUCUUGUUUUCUUCUCUCGCUCUCCUUCAGCACGGCGGCGUGGGCUUGCCACUGGAUUCUGGGACAAGCAUCCAGAGCCGUACCACGCGCAGUCUGGCGGCCUCUUGCAGCCGCAGAGAGCAAUUCUCGGAAGCUCGGGAUCUGCGGCGCGCUGGUCAUAUUGCUUGUGUGCUUCUUCCUUGAGGAAGAUGCACUGACUGGCCGUGGACAUGGGCAGUGCUCAGCGGUGGUUGCUUUCAGUACCAGAGCGGCUACCACCACCGGGAGAGGCCAAUGCUGGCGGUCACGAGACGCCAACUGGGUCAAGAUUUUGGUCCAGUCUGAAAAAUAGCCAAGUGGGUACUGUUUGUCCAAGGGGGGUCUGCAUUCCACCCUGUCGUGCUGAGGGGGACUUGUUGUUUUCAGCCCCACGGAUCACAAGGAUAUGGCGUACUGCACUCCCGACUAGACGACAUUCACAAAAUCCAUAUUUUGCCAUCACAAGCUUGUAGAUAAUAUGUGGAGGGAUUUGAAGAAAGGCCAAUUGCAGUGACUUGGGCUAAAUUAAGCAACUGGCCAGCAACUGAGAGCCGAUGAGAAGGAAGAUGGACAAGGGAAAUUUCUAUUUGGUCGAAGGCGCCCAUUGCCCCGGCUAUAGGUUUUAGAUGGGCCAGCCUAUGAAAGCUUCUCACACAGUCACGGUUUUGGUAUGCUUCCAUUCUGAUUUUCUCCAUUUUUUGUGUUUUAUUGCCAUUUUCUUUAUUUUCUUACCUUUUCCAA
Messenger RNA from Triticum dicoccoides, 4504 nucleotides. RefSeq names its product pentatricopeptide repeat-containing protein At3g29230-like. Lineage: Eukaryota; Viridiplantae; Streptophyta; Magnoliopsida; Poales; Poaceae. Gene Ontology annotation, biological process: RNA modification. The coding region runs from base 166 to 1617 and encodes 483 amino acids. The transcript is spliced from 8 exons. Gene Ontology annotation, molecular function: protein binding; RNA binding. The record is from RefSeq and is a predicted model, not a curated record.